This is a messenger RNA of Eremothecium cymbalariae DBVPG#7215, 498 nucleotides long. RefSeq lists its product as uncharacterized. The coding region runs from base 1 to 498 and encodes 165 amino acids. The record is from RefSeq and is a predicted model, not a curated record. The transcript has a single exon. NCBI's taxonomy places the organism in Eukaryota, Fungi, Ascomycota, Saccharomycetes, Saccharomycetales, Saccharomycetaceae.
AUGUGGCACACUGACGUCUAUGUGACAGAUACGACGGGACCACGCAUCUAUAAAAAGAGCACACAUGCUUGUAUCCCAGUUUCUGCGCGAAUUGAACAAAACAUUAACUUUGAACAAAACGUUCUUCCUCAUAAUUGUUUUAACAUGCUUUAUAACAAAACAGAUCUAAAGACAUUUAGCUGGUCCAUUAUAAAAAAUGAAUCCCUAAAUCCACGACAAAUGACUUACGCUCUAUACCUACCCCAGUGUCAAAAGGGCAAACCAACCACAGAAACAAAAGACAAUGUAUAUGUACACACCUCGAAUUCUGAUUACGAGGCUGAUAUCGAUUAUAAUUCAGGGUCCGAUUCAGCCGCUUCUGUAUAUUCACUACUCGGAGUUUCUCCACUCCCAUCGCCCGUUAAUGAUUCACUUAUUCCAUGGGAAGAGUUUAUUAAUGAGAUAAAAGACUUUGAAAUUUGGCUUCAAGACUCCCUCGCAUAUGAAGAGGAUACUUAG